This is a messenger RNA of Lampris incognitus (smalleye Pacific opah), 1215 nucleotides long. RefSeq names its product betacellulin, epidermal growth factor family member (gene btc). Bases 245 to 808 code for a protein of 187 amino acids. The record is from RefSeq and is a predicted model, not a curated record. Gene Ontology annotation, biological process: epidermal growth factor receptor signaling pathway; positive regulation of mitotic nuclear division; positive regulation of cell population proliferation. Lineage: Eukaryota; Metazoa; Chordata; Actinopteri; Lampriformes; Lampridae. The transcript has 6 exons.
GGCAGGCACCUAGGACUGUAUAUCUGCCUUGAGAGGCCCCUGAGCUUUCCUGACUGACUAUGAACUCAUUUACUGCCUACGAAGGACCACAAUGUCACCCACCACCGGAGACCUCCCAUGACUUGGACAAAUGGAUCUGGUCUGUGGCCUCUAAGGAAACAGUUGAUACCGGUUUAAGUUCUGUUUGUCACUAGCACGGACUCGAACUUCACUGCUUUGACCAGUGGCUUGAAUUAGUGAGGAGAUGACAUACAGAGUUUAUGUUGGAAUUGUAACAGCCCUGGCCUUAUGCAAAUACUCUCUGGCAGAAUGGAAUGCCACCGAGGACUCUGCCAAUCGAACUGUGUCCUCCUGUCAUCACCACGGCAACCAAAACAAUUGCACAGCAGACUCUGAAGACUUUAAGGAGACAGGGGAGUGGAAUGGCCAUUUCACAAAAUGUCCCAAGGACCUGAAACACUACUGCAUCCACGGGGCGUGUCGCUAUAUUAAGGAACAGAAGAUACCCUCAUGCAGGUGUGACCGAGGUUUCAUUGGUUCCAGAUGUGAAUAUGUUGACCUGGGGUGGCAGAUUGGAGAGCAGCGACAAAUCAUCAUCGUUUGUGUCAUCACAGGGCUUGUUUUCCUCAUCCUCCUCAUUGUCUUCAUCUGCAUCUGUUCACAUCGAAGGUACAGACUCUGUCGGCGGAGAGGCAGGCGGAGGGAGGAACCGAGGAACGGGACGGAAAAGCUCAACAUGAUCGACACCAGUGGAGCCCACCGAGCCUUGACACCAGAUUCAACAGAGACGCCACACACGAAUGCAUGACAUGAGGUACUAUACGGGGUCCCUCUCUGCCGGACAGGACUCGAGACCAGCUGAAGAGGAGAGAACAUCCUCUGGGGGCAUCACUCGGGGACUCAAAGCUCGAAGCUGGGCGUAUCAGAGCUGAAACCAAUCACAAGAGGAGUGGGGGCAGUCACCUCAAUGACGAUAAGGAUCCCGCUCCAAAACCUCAAAACCAAAGUUUCCAAGACAAGGAAGGAGUCUCUCCUGGAUUAAUGACUAACACAAUGGCCUCACUGGUGGGAAUUCAAUGGACAAAGCUUUUUAUUUCACUAUUGAGGUGUAACACGCCCCAGCAGGCCUGACGCCUUUCAUCCAGCUGGCUGCACAGCACGAAUAAAUGUCUCUGUGACCUGAAAUGCUGCAAUUACUGACUGGAUUGUGAUGCC